Cherax quadricarinatus is the source of this 3255-nucleotide messenger RNA. NCBI's taxonomy places the organism in Eukaryota, Metazoa, Arthropoda, Malacostraca, Decapoda, Parastacidae. The record is from RefSeq and is a predicted model, not a curated record.
CUCGUAAUCUCCAGUCUUUCAAGAAGCAUCUGAUACUCUUUUUGCCUUCAAUGUUUAUCAGUGAAACAGCACUGAGUAAGCAAAUUUUAAUGACCUGUAAUGAUACAUAUUUACAAAAAAAUAUAUAGUAGAUGAAAAAAUAUAACCUAUGAAUUAUUCUGAUAAUUGAGGAAGAUCUCUUAAAAACAUUAGAGAUCUUAGAGAAAAACAAAUACCAUUGUUUCUUAAAAUGUUACACCAACAAUGUUUGCAGAACUCUGACUUUUCAGUGUUUCAAGUGUGUCAAAUCUUUUAUCUGUGUAAAUAAUCAUUAUAGACUUAUCAGAGUUUAUGCUGAAAAUAAACUAUAUUAAUGUUCAUUAUCAUCACAUUCAUGAGGGGGGAGCACUAAACCUGAAAAAGCCACACAGUGCUUGGAAAAAUGGAAGGUAAUGAGUUUCAUUCUAAGGAAGGAAAGGCUAGGUCCAAUUCCUUGGAUCAUAAGCCCUUCUUCAGCAUCAAGGAACCUAUCUUGAAGGAUUUUCAGUGUUUAGAGUGUCUGAAAUGCUUUAGUAAUAAAAGUAAUUUAGUAAGACAUGAGAAAAUUCACACAGGUGAAAAGCCUUAUAAGUGUUCAGAAUGUCUGAAAUGUUUUUGUCAUAGAGGUGAUCUUGAAAGACACACAAGAAUUCAUAGAGGAGAGAAACCUUUUCAGUGUUCAGAGUGUAUGAAAUGUUUUAGUCAAAAAUGUUAUCUAGUUGUACAUAAGAAAAUUCAUACAGGCGAUAAGCCAUAUCAGUGUUCAGCAUGUUUAAAAUGUUUUAGCUAUAAAAGUGUUCUUGUAAGCCAUGAGAAAAUUCACACAGGAGAGAAACCUUUUCAGUGUUCAGAGUGUCUUAAGUGUUUUAGCAGGAAACGUUGUCUUGAAAUACAUGCUAGAAUUCAUACAGGAGAUAAGCCAUAUCAGUGUUCAGAGUGUCUAAAGUGUUUUAGUGAAAAAAGUUAUCUUUUAAGACAUGAGGAAACUCAUAAAAUUGAGAAGCUUUAUCAGUGUUCAGAAUGUUUGAAAUGUUUCACCACCAAAAGUUGUCUUCAUGGACACAUGAAAAUUCACACAGGAGAGAAGCCUUAUCAGUGUUCAGAAUGUUUAAAAUAUUUUAGUUCUAAAAGGGAUCUUGAAAUACAUAUGAGAGUUCAUACAGGAGAGAGACCAUAUCAGUGUUCUGAGUGUAUGAAAUGUUUUAGCAGAAAAGACAAUCUUGUAGAUCAUGAACAAGUUCAUACAGGAAGGAGACCAUAUCAGUGUUCAGAGUGCUUAAAAUGUUUUAGUAGAAAAAGUGGUCUUGUAAGACACUCAAAACUUCAUUCAAUAAAGAAGACUUAUCAGUGUUCAGAGUGUUUGAAAUCUUUCGCCAAAAAAUGUUUUCUUGAACAACACACAAGAGUUCAUACUGGAGAGAAGCCUCAUCAGUGUUCAGUGUGUAUGAAAUGUUUUAGCAGAAAACAUCAUCUUAUAGUACACACAAAAAUUCAUUCAGGAGAGAAACCAUAUCAGUGUCCAGAGUGUAUGAAAAGUUUUAACAAGAAAGGCAAUCUUGUACUUCAUGAAAAGGUUCAUACAGGAAGGAAACCAUAUAAGUGUUCAGAGUGUCUGAAAUGUUUUACCUUUAAGUCUACUCUUAAAACACAUAUGAGAGUUCAUACAGGAGAGAAACCAUAUCAGUGUUCAGAGUGUUUAAAAUGUUUUACCUUUAUGUCUUCUCUUAAAACACACAUGAAAAUUCAUACAGGAGAGAAAUAAUAUCAUGUUCAUAGUGUUUAAGUCUACUUUUAAAACACACAAGAGUUCGUACAGGUCUGAAAUCAUAUCAGUGUUCAGUGUGUUUAAAGUGUUUUAGUCAUAAAAAUGGUCUUGUAGCACAAAAAAGUUCAUACUUGUAGGAUGUAUUCCAUAUCAAUAUUUAGUGUCUGAAAUAUUUUAGCAAGAGAAGAACUACUGUAGAACAUGAAAAAGUUGAUUUAUAAAGUAAACCACAACAGUGUUCAGAAUGUUUACAAUAUUUUAACCAAAAGUAUAAUUUUUUAACAUAUAACAGAGUUCAUACAGUAAGACUGCUGUAUCAGUGUUCAUUGUAGAUCAAAAUAUUCGAACAUGAGAGAUAACUUAUCAGUGUUCCGUGUGUCUGAAACACUUCAAAUUAAGGGGUCUCCUGUAGGACAUAGAAGUUCAGGCAGGAAGGAAAUUUCAUUAGUAGUAAGACUGGAUAUGUGUUCUUGUAGAAUACAAACAAGUUCAUACAGAAGAGAAAACUCAUCAGUGUUCAAAAGUGACUGAAAUAUUCAGCAAUAAAAUGAAUCUUGUAACACACUAGAGAGCUUGAGAUAAACCAUGCUAGUGUUCUUAUGUGUUAAGAGUAAGCUUGUAAUGUAUUGCAGUAAGACCUACCCUCUCAGUUAAUGAGUCAUUCUUUCUGUGGAAAAUACAUUGUUUCUUACAUGACCCCAAUAAUUUUUUUUUUGCCACUCAUUUUUAAAUAUGUUCCUGUUUGCAGUAAUAAUUUACUAUAAAAUAAUUUGAAGUAAUAAUUCACUAUUAAGAAUGUCUUGAGAUAAUAAUUUUUAAUGAAACUAAGAAGUAAUACCAUUCUGAAUUUCUGCUCAUCACUCUUGAUCUUCGAACCUGUGGUUUUACUGAUGCUAAAAUAUCAAGAGCUCUUCAUGUUAAAUUUACCCUAAUUUUUUAUGAACUGAAUGUUCCAGGUCUUAGACUGUGAGCACACUGAUAAUUAAAAAAACUUUCUCAACUCCACUGAAAUAUAAUCUGUGGAUACUGUCCCCUCAAGCAAGAUUCCUUGAUGGGGGCGAGUGAAAGAGCAGAUCCCAGGAACUGGAUCAGCUCUUUCUUUCCUUGGAUUGAACCUGAAUGCCUUCCAUUCCCUCCAGUGCUGUAUGACCCCCGCCCUCUAAGUUUUACUUCCCAUGAAUAUUAUGAUACAGUAGACCAUUAGAUAACACAUGAUCUGUUAACACAUUUGCAAAAUUUCAUUGAACAUGCUAUAAAAAAAUCACUUUAUACAGUGGAGUAGAUGUAAAGAAAAAUAUCACACCCACCUCGUUCUUUCCCCUCUGUUGCACAGUGAGCCUUAAGGUGGUGAAGAGGCUCUUAGUCUGAGGAAUCAGACCUUUUUGUCUCCUUCCUCAGACCGAACCUAAUUACCCCCUAAUCCCCCCCUGGUUGGUAGGUAAGACACAUAGGCAACAGUUAGGCAACUUUAU